This is a messenger RNA of Apis mellifera (honey bee), 468 nucleotides long. RefSeq names its product histone H4. Gene Ontology annotation, molecular function: protein heterodimerization activity; DNA binding; structural constituent of chromatin. Lineage: Eukaryota; Metazoa; Arthropoda; Insecta; Hymenoptera; Apidae. The record is from RefSeq and is a predicted model, not a curated record. Gene Ontology annotation, cellular component: nucleosome. Gene Ontology annotation, biological process: nucleosome assembly. The transcript has a single exon. The coding region runs from base 96 to 407 and encodes 103 amino acids.
UGGUGGGAAAAUACAUGACGAAGUUCACUAUAUAACCGAGUUCUAGGUUGUAAAACAUACAUUUGAGAAAUCUCGUAUAGAAGUAAAAUUUCGUCAUGACUGGUCGUGGAAAGGGAGGAAAAGGAUUGGGAAAAGGAGGAGCAAAGAGACAUAGAAAAGUACUUCGUGAUAAUAUUCAAGGUAUCACAAAACCUGCCAUUCGACGUUUAGCUAGACGAGGUGGUGUAAAACGAAUUUCUGGUUUGAUUUACGAAGAAACUCGAGGAGUACUUAAAGUAUUUCUUGAAAAUGUUAUCCGUGAUGCUGUUACAUAUACUGAACAUGCAAAAAGAAAAACUGUAACUGCCAUGGAUGUAGUUUAUGCUCUGAAGCGUCAGGGAAGAACACUUUAUGGAUUUGGUGGUUAAAUUCUUCUAAUAAAAUUUCAAACAAAACGGCUCUUUUAAGAGCCACAAAAUAUAAACGAAA